Cryptomeria japonica (Japanese cedar) is the source of this 1803-nucleotide messenger RNA. RefSeq names its product aspartate aminotransferase, cytoplasmic isozyme 1. NCBI's taxonomy places the organism in Eukaryota, Viridiplantae, Streptophyta, Pinopsida, Cupressales, Cupressaceae. The record is from RefSeq and is a predicted model, not a curated record. Gene Ontology annotation, cellular component: mitochondrion. The transcript is spliced from 12 exons. Gene Ontology annotation, molecular function: pyridoxal phosphate binding; L-aspartate:2-oxoglutarate transaminase activity. Gene Ontology annotation, biological process: biosynthetic process; amino acid metabolic process. Bases 151 to 1500 code for a protein of 449 amino acids.
CACCUCAAAACGGUGGCACACAAUUCUAUGGGGAUCUUCCCCUAUAUAUAACUAGCCUACCCAUUGUUUUAUCAAAGGUCGUUGAAUUGGCAUACGGGGUGUUCGGUGCACUGGCCCUUCAAAUAUCAUUGCAACAACUCAAUUGUAUCAAUGAGCAUGAAGGAAGAGGAGACUGCUGUAGCUGCUGGGAGACUUGGAUUGCUGGUUCGUCAUUUGGGUGGAGCUCAACCAGGAGUAGAAAGUGAAAGAGGUCUUGAUAUUGCAAGAACAAGUGCAGGAAGGAUGAUGUCUGUAUUUGAGAAGGUGGAGCAAGCACCUGAAGAUCCAAUUCUCGGGGUGACAGUUGCCUACAACAAGGAUCCAAGCCCUGUGAAAUUGAAUUUGGGUGUAGGUGCAUAUCGAACAGAGGAAGGGAAACCUCUUAUUCUGAACGUUGUCAGGCAAGCAGAGGAGCUCUUAAUUCAAGACAGGUCCCGAUAUAAGGAGUACUUGCCCAUAACAGGUCUUGCAGAAUUCAAUAAGCUGAGUGCGAAGCUGAUUCUUGGCAAUGACAGUCCAGCUAUACAAGAGAGAAGGGUUGCCACUGCACAGUGUUUGUCUGGAACAGGUUCCCUUAGGGUUGGAGCUGAGUUUCUGUCAAGGCACUAUAGCCAACGUAUAAUCUAUAUUCCUGUACCUACAUGGGGCAACCAUCCCAAGAUCUUCCAUUUUGGAGGGUUGGGUGUAAAUACCUAUCGUUAUUAUGAUCCAAAAACACGGGGGCUUGAUUAUCAAGGCAUGCUUGAAGACCUCCAGGCAGCUCCAUCUGGUGCCAUUGUUCUUCUCCAUGCAUGUGCUCAUAAUCCCACUGGUGUUGAUCCCACCCAAGAGCAGUGGGAUGGAAUCCGUCAAUUAAUUAGAAGUAAAGAUCUACUGCCAUUUUUUGACAGCGCGUAUCAGGGAUUUGCCAGUGGAAGCCUUGAUACAGAUGCAUACUCUGUUCGUUCAUUUGUAGCAGAUGGUGGUGAAUGCCUUGUUGCUCAGAGUUAUGCUAAAAAUAUGGGACUGUAUGGAGAGCGUGUAGGGGCUCUUAGCAUUAUAUGUAGAAGUGAGCAUGUAGCAAAAAGAGUUGAAAGUCAAUUGAAGCUUGUUAUUCGGCCAAUGUAUUCAAGCCCUCCUAUUCAUGGUGCUUCUAUAGUGGCAACCAUACUGGGUGACAGGAAUCUUUAUCAUAAUUGGACUAUUGAAUUGAAAAACAUGGCAGAUCGCAUUAUUAGCAUGCGCCACCAGCUGUAUAAUGCUCUUAAAGUCCGGGGAACUCCUGGAGAUUGGAGCCACAUUUUAAAGCAAAUCGGAAUGUUUACUUUUACUGGCUUGAACAAAGAUCAAGUUAGAUUUACAACAGCAGAGUACCAUAUUUAUAUGACAUCUGAUGGGCGUAUAAGUAUGGCAGGCCUGAGUUCAAAAACGGUCCCACACCUUGCAGAUGCUAUUCAUGCUGCUGUCACCCGUGCAGGGUAGCAGCAAUAUUUACCAAUCAAUAAAUUUUGGAACAGAACAUACGAAAGGCCUAAAUCUCCAAAAUGAUUUUCUUGAUAAAAGCUGCAGAAAUUUGUUAUCUCAAUGGUUUCCUUUUCUUUUUACAUUUUGUUGUUCAAUAUGAUGGAUAUAAUUGAGUGUAAAAUAUUGUCUCAGCAAAAAUAAGAAUGGCGGAAACGUUUGAUACUGCAUAACUACUUAUGCACUGUAUCAAAAUAUUAUAUUUUAUCAGGAGAUAUUUAUUUUUGGAAAUAACAUCUUAAUUAUUUGUCUUUUAUAAAUGCU